This is a messenger RNA of Durio zibethinus, 1765 nucleotides long. Its product is annotated as cytochrome b561 and DOMON domain-containing protein At2g04850-like. NCBI's taxonomy places the organism in Eukaryota, Viridiplantae, Streptophyta, Magnoliopsida, Malvales, Malvaceae. The record is from RefSeq and is a predicted model, not a curated record.
CAAAUUUCUCAUAAAUUUUUCAAUAGUCAUCAUGACAGUCUACUUUCAUUGCCCCAACAAAACCUUAGUACCAAUCUCAUAAAUGUUAACAAUAGCAUUUUAUAUUCAGGCCUUCAUCCGUUCUUCUUCCACAACCAUGGUCUUUCUCUUCCCUCUUUUCCUUUUCUUUUCCCAUCUAAAUGCUGCAUCUUCAGCUCAUUGUAGCACCACCACCGCCACCAAAACCUUUCAAAAAUGCAUGACACUUCCUACCCAACAAGCCUCGAUUGCUUGGACAUUCCAUCCCCACAAUGCCACAUUAGACCUUUGCUUCUUUGGCACUUUCAUUUCACCUUCCGGAUGGGUGGGAUGGGGAAUUAAUCCUACAUCCCCGGAAAUGACCGGUACACGCGCCCUUGUCGCCUUUCCGGACCCUAAUUCAGGUCAACUGGUACUACUUCCUUACAUUUUAGACUCAACUGUUAAGCUCCAAAAAUCCCCACUCCUCUCUCGCCCACUUGAUACCCACUUAAUUUCUUCAUCGGCUACCUUAUAUGGUGGCAAAAUGGCUACCAUAGACAAUGGUGCCACAGUUCAAAUUUAUGCCACGGUAAAACUUGUACCAAACAGGACCAAAAUUCACCAUGUUUGGAACAGAGGACUCUAUGUCCAAGGCUACUCUCCAACCAUCCAUCCAACAACUUCUAAUGACCUUUCCUCCAUUACUACAUUUGAUGUCUUGUCUGGCUCAGCAGCUACACAGCAUAACAACAUGAAUAUACUAAAACUUGUUCAUGGGACCAUCAACGCCAUCUCAUGGGGGUUAUUACUACCAAUGGGAGCUGCAACAGCGCGCUACUUGCGCCACAUACAAGCGCUAGGGCCUACUUGGUUUUAUGUUCAUUUAGGAAUCCAAUUGUCAGCAUUUUUCCUUGGAACUGUGGGAUUUGCAAUUGGGAUCAGGCUGGGUGAAAUGUCCCCAGGAGUAACGUAUGGAAUCCAUAGGAAGCUCGGAUUUGCGGCAUUUGUUUUGGGGGCUCUUCAAACACUUGCUCUGCUGUUUAGGCCUAAGACUACACAUAAAUUCAGGAAGUACUGGAAAUCUUACCACCAUUUUGUAGGGUAUGCUUGCGUGGUGCUUGGGGUUGUGAAUGUUUUCCAAGGCUUUGAAGUUAUGGGAGAAAGCAGGUCUUAUGCUAAGCUGGGCUAUUGUUUGUGCCUAUCAACAUUGAUAGGUGUCUGCAUAGCUUUGGAAGCGAAUUCCUGGGUGAUAUUCUGUAGAAAAUCUAAAGAAGAGAAGAUGAAGAGAGGACUAAUUUCAGGAUCAGAUAAAGGUAGUGGAAUCCACAGUGGAAUACAUAGUUAAAUGACACAAAAAUGAAAACAAGGGAUUGAAAACGGUUCUCUAAACAUCCCAUUAGUGGUUAAUUUUGUGAUGUCAACUGUCAAGUCCAAUGUUGUAAGGAAUUUCCGGAUGCUGCUUUGAACUAUAGGCUUCCAUUUCUUGUAUUUAUAUCCAAAUAUACAUGAUCAAAUAUGUUGCUUAGCAAUGUUCACGGCAACAAUUUUUUAUUUAUGUUCUAUGUAAAGACCCAAAAUUUGCUUUUCUGUGAGAAGUUACGAAAAUGAUGUUGGAAUAUGAUUUCUUCUGCAAUCUGUAGAGUAAUUUAUUUGAAUUAAAAACAAGCCUACAAGGAAGCCUGUUAAUAUUCGGUUCAGAAUUCUGAGACCAAGAAUCAAAGGUACUGAGCCCAGUUUUUCUAUGGGAUUUGGCCCAAUAAAACGC